Messenger RNA from Stomoxys calcitrans (stable fly), 643 nucleotides. RefSeq lists its product as uncharacterized. The coding region runs from base 128 to 424 and encodes 98 amino acids. Lineage: Eukaryota; Metazoa; Arthropoda; Insecta; Diptera; Muscidae. The record is from RefSeq and is a predicted model, not a curated record. The transcript has 2 exons.
CCUGUGCUCAAUGUUGUUUAUUUUUUUAUAGAUUUUGCCGGAAUAAGAUUUUUAACAUGUAUUAUCGUUGAUUACCAACAUUAUUAUAUAAUAAAACUGUGUAUUCCAUAAAUUCUCAGUUAGAGUAAUGGAAAAUAUCGACGAGAAAAAUCGUAAACCACGAAGAACAAAAGGAACACCUUCCUAUUACUACAGAAAUAGAUUUGCUGCAGGGGGUAUAUUAGCGGGGUGCCUGAUUUUUGCACUGUGGACUUAUACCCCAAUACAUAAAGUAGCCACGGAGAAAUUUAUUCGAGAAUAUUUGGUAAUUACUGAGGAAGAAAAGGACCGGAAAUUCACAUUUAAUUUUGGUGCUGCGCCCAGAACAGCGAGAUCCAUACAAGAAUCUUUGGACGAAAAGAAGAAACUUUUCUCAGAGCGUUAAUAGCGUGGGAUGCAAUUUCCAUGUACUACGUAAGGGCGGAACUAUGGACCGAGCAACGCGAAAGGCAAAUUUAAAGAAACUGCAAUUACCCGGAACAACAGGCCUAAGUCAACGGUAUGCAAACUUCCAUGUUUCCUCUAAGUCGUAUAUUAAUAUGUAGUUAUAGUUGAUGAGUACCUUAGCCUUUUGCAAAUAAAUGUUCUGAAAUUUAAAAUGAAA